CAGCAGCCACAACCUGACGGCCGCCGCGCAGAACGACGCCUUCUACCAGAACCUCUCCUCUGUCAACUCACACCCACACGGACAGCAGGACAGAUGGUGGAACUAUCGCACGACCGGCAAUAGACCACAGUCUGCUCAUUUCUCUGCGGCGGGCUCGGAGCAGUCGGAACCUUCGCCACAUCAACAGAUUAACACUGCUAGUUCUGCGAGUGUUCGAGCAGCUAAGUUGGCCGAGAUGUCUGAAGAAGUCACAAGGAGGCAGCAGCAGCAGCAGCAACUUCUAUCGCAGCAAAAGCAGCUUACCCUGCCACACCAGCACCAGCAUACCCAACUCAACCAGCAUCAGUCCCCGCUCGCACACCAAAUGUCUCCCCAGCAAAUGCAACACCAGCAUCAGAAUCAGUUGGCCCAUCAAGCCAACCAUAUUCAGAAUCAAAUGGCUCAAACUGGAUAUCAAUCGAGUCAGCUCGAUCUACAAUUGAAUCAACUGCAUCAGAACCAAGCUGGCCAUCACAUGAGUCCUCUGAGCCAGCAGGGUGCGAUGGGCCAGCACCUGGGCCAGUUCAGCCAGAGCCAAGUGCACAUCCACCAGAGCGGCGCGCACUACCCGCAGCAGGGCUCCCCGCAGCUGCCCGCCGCGCACCCCGCGCACCCCGCACAUCCCGCGCACCCCGCACACCAGCAGUAUCCGCACUCGCAGGUGCAGAGUCCGCCCAGCGUCUACCACAAUCAACAUCAGCAAUCACAAAGGUACGAUUGGCACCCUCCGGGCCCGCCGUCUCCACAAAGAUCUCAGCCACCAGUUGCUCCCAAGCCACAGGGCCCGCGACGGUCGGAAGCGGAAGAAGAGCAACUACAGCAGUCGCAGACUACCAACACAGUCCAGCCAGAGGAUGAGCGAUACGUAGCGAGCGCGCUAGAGCCGCCCGCGGUGUCGGUGUACCCGGCGGGCGGUGCGGGCGCGGGCGGGGCGGGGGGCGCGGCGCGGCAGCAGCCCGCACACAACCCCUGGCAGCGCGAGGAGCGCGAGCGGCAGGCGGAGGCACGCCGCGCACAAGCUCGCGCACGCAGGGACGCGGCCAUAGCGCAGCUGCUGGCGCUUGGUGCAGCCCGCACUCCGGUGCAGAACCAGCAGCUGCGCGCGCUGCAGUUGGAGCGGGACUUCGAGCGGCGCGCAACGCAGCACGAUCAAGAAGAGGGUGGAGGUGCAGAACUUUGUGCGGACGAGGAGUGCGACUCACGAUCGGUAUCAAGAUCGCCGUCGCCCGAGCAACAGAUGCACCUACAGCAGCAGCAGCA
This is a messenger RNA of Papilio polytes (common Mormon), 1299 nucleotides long. Its product is annotated as putative mediator of RNA polymerase II transcription subunit 26. Lineage: Eukaryota; Metazoa; Arthropoda; Insecta; Lepidoptera; Papilionidae. The record is from RefSeq and is a predicted model, not a curated record. The transcript has 8 exons. The annotation marks the transcript as partial.